AUCGGCGAAACGUCUGGUAGUAGUGAACGAUUUAUUUUUGGAAAUAGUUUAUUCUUAUUGCUUAUAAAAGAUAUGAAAAUUGUUAUAAUUACCUAAAAUUGUGCCAUUGAAACUUCUGUGUUUAUUGUAAUGCUGGUGUGUUAUUGCAAUUAGACGUGAUUGCAAGUGCAGUGCUUGCCGAUUCAGAUUGGUUUUGAAGCCUUGUGAUUUUCGUGUUCUUUUAGUGACAACGGACACACAAAACUCAAAAUGCAAGCGAUCAAGUGUGUAGUCGUAGGCGAUGGUGCGGUGGGUAAAACAUGUCUUCUCAUCAGUUACACCACAAAUGCCUUCCCCGGAGAGUACAUACCUACAGUAUUCGACAACUAUUCAGCGAAUGUGAUGGUGGAUGGCAAGCCCAUCAACUUGGGACUGUGGGAUACGGCCGGCCAGGAAGAUUACGACCGCCUUCGACCGCUCUCCUACCCACAGACCGAUGUCUUCCUUAUAUGUUUCUCACUCGUCAACCCAGCAUCAUUCGAAAACGUUAGAGCCAAGUGGUACCCCGAAGUGCGGCAUCAUUGCCCGUCAACGCCCAUCAUCCUGGUCGGCACUAAGCUGGAUCUGCGCGAAGACAAGGACACCAUUGAGAAACUUAAGGAAAAGAAGCUCGCGCCUAUCACCUACCCACAGGGCCUAAGCAUGGCAAAGGAGGUGAACGCGGUGAAAUACCUCGAAUGCUCCGCGCUGACGCAGAAGGGCCUCAAGACGGUGUUCGAUGAGGCGAUCCGCGCCGUGCUGUGCCCCGCGCCCCGCGUCAAGCCCCCAAGGAGGCCCUGCCAGCUCCUCUAAGUCAACACAACCACCUGACAGAUAGUGUAGAGAGAUGAAUGCCAGUGUGACAGCAUGCACAGCUGUACAACAAAAUAACGCACCAAAAGAUCCGUCUCAGUCUUUCACAGAGUGCAAACUGACUAAAUUAACUAAUACAUCGCUACAUGUCUACAAUACGCAUUCAAUGUUGUGUGAAUCGGUGUGAGUGAGCUCCGUAUAUAUUUAUAUAUGUGUAACGCUUUUUUAUAUAUGUACAGACCGACAGAAUUAUCUGGACCUGGGCUUAGAUGACACUAAAUUAAAAUAUAAUCAAAUAAGGAUAUCUGAACCAGUGAGAGAGGCGCUG
This is a messenger RNA of Papilio machaon (common yellow swallowtail), 1159 nucleotides long. Its product is annotated as ras-related C3 botulinum toxin substrate 2. Gene Ontology annotation, biological process: cortical cytoskeleton organization; small GTPase-mediated signal transduction; actin filament organization. Gene Ontology annotation, cellular component: cytoskeleton; cell projection; plasma membrane. Lineage: Eukaryota; Metazoa; Arthropoda; Insecta; Lepidoptera; Papilionidae. The transcript is spliced from 6 exons. The coding region runs from base 250 to 831 and encodes 193 amino acids. The record is from RefSeq and is a predicted model, not a curated record. Gene Ontology annotation, molecular function: GTP binding; GTPase activity; protein kinase binding.